CACCACACCCCCUGUAGCUGUGGGCAGAACCAGGAAGUCACUCCCACUCUCUCUGUCACGCAGUUUCAGAGAAACGAAACUUAACUCUGUCUCUGUCAGUGUGAGCAGUAAAAUGGCUGAAGGUGGUGUUUCACUGGAUCAGGACCAGUUCAGCUGUGCGAUCUGUCUGGAUCUACUGAAGGAUCCGGUAGCUAUUCACUGUGGACACAGUUUCUGUAUGGGCUGUAUUAAGGGCUGCUGGGAUCAGGAUGAUCAUACUGGUGUCUACAGUUGUCCCCAGUGCAGAGAGACCUUCACCCCAAGGCCUGUUUUAAGAAAAAACACCAUGCUGGCUGAAGUGGUGGAGAAACUGAAGAAGACAGGACUCCAAGCUGCUCCUCCUGCUCACUGUUAUGCUGGACCUGGAGAUGUGGCGUGUGAUUUCUGCACUGGGAGAAAGCGCAAAGCCGUCAAGUCCUGUCUGGUGUGUCUGGCCUCUUACUGCGAAGCUCACCUCCAGCCUCACUAUGAAUCGCCUCCUCUUAAGAAGCACAAACUGGUGGAAACCACUGGAAACCUGCAGGAGAAGAUCUGCUCUCAUCACGACAAACUGCUGGAGGUUUACUGUCGUACCGAUCAGCAGUGUAUCUGUUAUCUGUGUACGAUGGAUGACCACAGAGGCCAUGAUACAGUCUCAGCUGCAGCAGAAAUGACUGAGAAACAGAAGCAGCUGGGGGUGACACAGAGUAAAUUCCAGCAAAGAAUCCAGGAGAGAGAGAAGGAGCUGCAGGACCUGAGACAGUCUGUGCAGUCAAUCAAGUGCUCUGCACAGGCAGCAGUGGAGGACAGCGAGAGGAUCUUUACUGAGCUGAUCCGCUCCAUUGAGAGAAGGCGCUCUGAGGUGAAAGAGCUGAUCAGAGAUCAGGAGAAGGCUGAAGUGAGUCGGACUGAAAGACUCCUGGAGCGACUGGAGCAGGAGAUUGCUGAGCUGAGGAGGAGAGAUGCUGAGCUGGAGCAGCUUUCACACACAGAGGAUCACAUCCAUUUCCUCCAGAGCUGUCAGUCUCUCUGUGCCCCUCCUGGACCUGGAGACUUUCCCAGCAUCACUGUCAGUGCACACGGCUCUUUUGAGGCUGUGAGGAAAUCUGUCUCUGAACUGAAAGAGCGACUGGAGGACGUCUGCCAGGCAGAAUUAGCGAAGAUUUCUAUCACAGUGGGAGAAGUCAAUAUUGUGCCCUGGACCAGAGAGGACUUCUUACAACAUUCCUGUCAGCUCACACUGGACCCAAACACAGUGUAUAAACGCCUCCGUCUGUCUGAGGGGAACAGAAAGGUGACCAAUGUGGAAAAGAGCCAGUCAUAUCCUGAUCAUCCAGAGAGAUUUGAGUGCCGGGCCCAAGUGCUGUGCAGAGAGGGUUUGUCUGGACGCUGUUACUGGGAGGCUGAGUGGAGUGGGAAUGAUUUUGAUAUAGCAGUGUCAUAUAAAGAGAUCAGCAGGAAAGGGCUGGGUGAUGACUGUGUUCUGGGAGGUAAUAACAAGUCCUGGAGUCUGCGUCGUGAUGGCGGUUAUUUUUUCUUGCACAAUAAUGAGAGCACUAAAAUCCCUGUUCCCCCCUCCUCCAGAAUAGGAGUGUACCUGGAUCACAGGGCAGGAACUCUGUCCUUCUACAGCGUCUCUGACACAAUGACCCUCCUGCACAGAGUCCAGACCACAUUCACUCAGCCCUUCUAUCCUGGGUUUAGGGUUCGGAGAAUUGGAUCCUCUGUAAAACUGUGUGAUCUGGAAUAUGCCAGCUCCUGGCCUCAGUCCAACACCACACCCCCUGCAGCUGUGGGCAGAACCAGGAAGUCACUCCCACUCUCUCUGUCACGCAGUUUCAGAGAAACGAAACUUAACUCUGUCUCUGUCAGUGUGAGGAGUAAAAUGGCUGAAGGUGGUGUUUCACUGGAUCAGGACCAGUUCAGCUGUGCGAUCUGUCUGGAUCUACUGAAGGAUCCGGUAGCUAUUCACUGUGGACACAGUUUCUGUAUGGGCUGUAUUAAGGGCUGCUGGGAUCAGGAUGAUCAUACUGGUGUCUACAGUUGUCCCCAGUGCAGAGAGACCUUCACCCCAAGGCCUGUUUUAAGAAAAAACACCAUGCUGGCUGAAGUGGUGGAGAAACUGAAGAAGACAGGACUCCAAGCUGCUCCUCCUGCUCACUGUUAUGCUGGACCUGGAGAUGUGGCGUGUGAUUUCUGCACUGGGAGAAAGUGCAAAGCCGUCAAGUCCUGUCUGGUGUGUCUGGCCUCUUACUGUGAAACUCACCUCCAGCCUCACUCUGAAUCUCCUGCCUUUAAGAAGCACAAACUGAUCAAAGCCACUGGAAACCUGCAGAAGAAGAUCUGCUCUCAUCACGACAAACUGCUGGAGGUUUACUGUCGUACUGAUCAGCAAUGCAUCUGUUAUCUGUGUACGAUGGAUGACCACAGAGGCCAUGAUACAGUCUCAGCUGCAGCAGAAAGGACUGAGAAACAGAAGCAGCUGGGGGCGACACAGAGUAAAUUCCAGCAGAGAAUCCAGGAGAGAGAGAAGGAGCUGCAGGACCUGAGACAGGCUGUGCAGUCAAUCAAGCGCUCUGCACAGGCAGCAGUGGAGGACAGCGAGAGGAUCUUUACUGAGCUGAUCCGCUCUAUUGAGAGAAGGCGCUCUGAGGUGAAAGAGCUGAUCAGAGAUCAGGAGAAGGCUGAAGUGAGUCGGGCUGAAAGACUCCUGGAGCGACUGGAGCAGGAGAUUGUUGAGCUGAGGAGGAGAGACGCUGAGCUGGAGCAGGUUUCACACACAGAGGAUCACAUCCACUUCCUCCAGAGCUGUCAGUCUCUCUGUGCCCCUCCUGGACCUGGAGACUUUCCCAGCAUCACUAUCAGUCCACACGUCUCUUUUGAGGCUGUGAGGAAAUCUGUCUCUGAACUGAAAGAGCGACUGGAGGACGUCUGCCAGGCAGAAUUAGCGAAGAUUUCUAUGACAGUGGGAGAAGUCAAUAUUGUGCCCUGGACCAGAGAGGACUUCUUACAACAUUCCUGUCAGCUCACUCUGGACCCCAACACAGCGCAUCAAUGCCUCCGUCUGUCUGAGGGGAACAGAGAGGUGACCGGUGUAGAAGAGAUCCAGUCAUAUCCUGAUCAUCCAGAGAGAUUUGAGCGCCGGGCCCAAGUGCUGUGCAGAGAGGGUCUGUCUGGAUGCUGUUACUGGGAGGCUGAGUGGAGUGGGGAUAGGGUUUAUAUAGCAAUGUCAUAUAAAGAGAUCAGCAGGAAAGGAGCGAGUGAGGACUCUGCUCUGGGAGAAAAUGACAAGUCCUGGAGUUUGUGUCGUUAUGGCGGUUAUUUUUUCUGGCACAAUAAUAAGAGCACUAAAAUCCCUGUUCCCUCCUCCUCAAGAAUAGGCGUGUACCUGGAUCACAGGGCAGGAACUCUGUCCUUCUACAGCGUCUCUGACACAAUGACCCUCCUGCACAGAGUCCAGACCACAUUCACUCAGCCCCUCUAUCCUGGGUUUAGGGUUCGGAGAGUUGGACCCUCUGUAAAACUGUGUGAUCUGGGAUAUGUCAGCUGUAAUUAAAGAGAGGGAAAAACUCAAAUGAGACAGAAAAUGAAUUAAAUGUACUUAACUCUUCAACUUAAAAUUAUUAAAUAAAUGAAACAAUGAAAUGAGUGAUUGAAACAGAAAUAGAGGGUGGCUCGAUGCUUUGAAAUGGCCCAGAGUUUUCAGCCCAACCCUACAUGACCCCACCUUCUUUUCAGCCCAACCCGACAUGACCCCGCCUUCUUUUCAGCCCACCCCUACAUGACCCCGCCUACUUUUCAGCCCAACCCUACAUGACCCCGCCUUCUUUUCAGCCCAACCCUACAUGACCCCGCCUUCUUUUCAGCCCAACCCUAUAUGACCCCGCCUUCUUUUCAGCCCAACCUUACAUGACCCCGCCUUCUUUUCAGCCCAACCUUACAUGACCCCGCCUUCUUUUCAGUCCAACCCUA
Molecule: messenger RNA, 3990 nt
Organism: Anguilla anguilla (European eel)
Lineage: Eukaryota; Metazoa; Chordata; Actinopteri; Anguilliformes; Anguillidae
Exons: 12
Coding region: 113-3574 (1153 amino acids)
Molecular function (GO): protein binding; zinc ion binding
Source: RefSeq, a predicted model, not a curated record